GCUCGCCUGCGAUCCGAAUCCGGCCAUGGACGGCGGGGCGCUGCCGCCGGACGCGGAGAUGGCGGAGGCCGGGGCGGGCGCCGCGGCGGCGGCCGGCCAAGGGGCGCCGCCGAUGGACAACAUCCAGGCCACGCUCAGCCACGGCGGGCGCUUCAUCCAGUACAACAUCUUCGGCAACGUCUUCGAGGUCACCGUCAAGUACAAGCCGCCCAUCCUCCCCAUCGGCAAGGGCGCCUACGGCAUCGUCUGCUCCGCGCUCAACUCCGAGACCGGGGAGCAGGUGGCCAUCAAGAAGAUCGCCAACGCCUUCGACAACAAGAUCGACGCCAAGCGCACGCUGCGGGAGAUCAAGCUGCUACGCCACAUGGACCACGAGAAUAUUGUUGCAAUAAGGGAUAUUAUACCUCCUGCACAGAGGAGUUCAUUCAAUGAUGUCUAUAUAGCAUAUGAAUUGAUGGACACCGAUCUCCAUCAGAUUAUUCGCUCAAAUCAAGGUUUAUCGGAGGAACAUUGCCAGUAUUUCCUUUACCAAAUUCUCCGUGGCUUGAAGUAUAUACAUUCAGCAAAUGUUCUCCACCGAGACUUGAAGCCUAGCAAUCUUCUUCUGAAUGCAAACUGUGACCUAAAAAUUUGUGAUUUUGGGCUUGCUCGUACCACCUCAGAAACUGAUUUUAUGACUGAGUAUGUGGUGACAAGAUGGUACAGGGCACCUGAGCUUUUGUUGAACUCCUCUGAAUACACUGCAGCAAUUGAUGUGUGGUCCGUGGGUUGUAUUUUUAUGGAACUGAUGGACCGGAAACCUUUGUUUCCGGGAAGAGACCAUGUCCAUCAGCUACGUCUUCUAAUGGAGCUCAUCGGGACACCUAAUGAGGCUGAUCUGGAUUUUGUAAAUGAAAAUGCAAGAAGAUAUAUCCGCCAACUUCCCCGCCAUGCUAGUCAAUCACUUUCUGAAAAGUUUCCGCAUGUUCACCCUUCAGCAAUUGACUUGGUUGAGAAGAUGCUGACGUUCGAUCCUAGACAGAGAAUAACAGUUGAAGGUGCCCUUGCACAUCCGUACUUAGCAUCACUGCACGACAUAAGUGAUGAGCCGGUCUGCACAGCGCCCUUCAGCUUUGACUUUGAGCAGCAUGCAUUGUCAGAAGAACAAAUGAAGGAUCUAAUCCAGCAAGAGGCUCUUGCAUUCAACCCUGAUUACCAGUAGCUGGAGUUCAGUUUCAGCCUUCAAUUGGCUUCAUUCACAUGGAAAGUUUUACCUCCUGCCACCAUAAAAGGUCGCUGCCACUGAUCGCCAGCUGUAAAUAAUUGCUUCACCUGAAGAUCAAAAGGUGGUCUGUUAAGGGUAGAUGACAAGAGCUUGUGGUGGACAAAUUUCCACGGAGCUAUGGAUUCUUGUGCUUAUGUAUGUUGUCUUACGAGGAUGUUUUUUCUUUCGCAUUAAACUGUUUCAGCAUUGUCCGUAAGAAGAGGGUAGUUCAUGAAGAUGACUGCCUAAUUUCGAUGGCUGUCAUGAGAUUUUUAGAUUCUUGGUCGAUUACAAAUUAUUGUGUUGACAUAAUGUUGUUCGACUUUUUUGUUGUUGUAAGUCCUGGUUAAUGAACGCUGACUAACUGUGAUUCAGUGCUUGCUGUUGGAUGUUGUAAGCGCAUUUUUCA
This is a messenger RNA of Lolium rigidum, 1652 nucleotides long. Its product is annotated as mitogen-activated protein kinase 1. Bases 26 to 1201 code for a protein of 391 amino acids. The record is from RefSeq and is a predicted model, not a curated record. NCBI's taxonomy places the organism in Eukaryota, Viridiplantae, Streptophyta, Magnoliopsida, Poales, Poaceae. The transcript is spliced from 6 exons. Gene Ontology annotation, molecular function: ATP binding; MAP kinase activity. Gene Ontology annotation, biological process: intracellular signal transduction; protein phosphorylation. Gene Ontology annotation, cellular component: cytoplasm; nucleus.